This is a messenger RNA of Musa acuminata AAA Group (dessert banana), 1738 nucleotides long. Its product is annotated as ethylene-responsive transcription factor ABR1-like. Gene Ontology annotation, molecular function: DNA-binding transcription factor activity; DNA binding. The record is from RefSeq and is a predicted model, not a curated record. Bases 453 to 1559 code for a protein of 368 amino acids. NCBI's taxonomy places the organism in Eukaryota, Viridiplantae, Streptophyta, Magnoliopsida, Zingiberales, Musaceae. Gene Ontology annotation, biological process: regulation of DNA-templated transcription; ethylene-activated signaling pathway. The transcript has 2 exons.
GCCGUGUUGCUUUCUGCAACGCUCAGAAAGCGUAACAGAUACCGGGAGACGAACAAGAGCGCAUCCGAAGCAGUAGUAGUCGGCUGGAACCUCGGUCUCAUCUCACUGUUGACCAACCAUGUCGGCAACACAAGCCUGAUCCUAAUUCUCCUCUCCCCAUCAUUCCCGUCGGAUCCAACGUAACUGGUCAAAGGCGUGUGUAGGGCAUAUUCCUUUCUUUCACACUUCCUUUCUUCGAUCACAUCCCCGAGCAGAUCCACUGUCACUAUGAAAACUGGGGAGUCUCGGUAAAAAACAUGGCCAUGCACUGCCGCAGCGCCCUCGGAGACACGUCCGUUCCAAACCAAUGCCUGCUUCUCUUUAUAUAGCUUAAGAUCCGCCACCGUACCCUCGAAGAAGAAGAAGAAGAAGAAGAAGAAGCAGGAGGAGGCGCUCGAGGAGUAGCUUCAUGCAUGUGUCACAACGUGGCGAACCCACACCAGCUGCCCGACGACAGCUUCGCCGCCGAGGGGAGUGAUGGCGCACCGCUCUCGAGUUACCAUCGGGCGCAGGAGAUAUCCACCAUAGUGUCAGCGCUGGCGCAUGUCAUGGCUUCCGAGCGGAGGCCGCGGCCGGUUGGGAUGGCGGUGGACUCCGUGUCGGUCGUCUCUUCCUCGUCUUCCUCCUCCUCCUCCUCCUCAUCUUCGCUGUCCUGCAUCUCUUCUUCGUACUCGUCCCCGUCUCUGGGCGGCCAAGGUGGCGGCGCAAGCAGUCAGAACAGGACGAGACGGGUGCCGUCGCCGCCGGACUUGGCGUUGAGGCACCAUCAAGGCCUUGGCGAGUUCGCACGCUACCGAGGCGACGCAUCACCAGACGUUGCAGUAACAGAGCAGUAUCCACAAGGAGGCCCUCUGCCAAUACUAGGAUACCCUGUUCCUGCAGCAGCCAUGGAAGAGCCCUCCCCUGCUUCCUCCAACCCGGAAGAGGCGGAGAGAAGCGAGCCGAGAAGGAAGUACCGCGGCGUCCGCCAGCGGCCGUGGGGAAAAUGGGCGGCGGAGAUCCGGGAUCCCCACAAGGCGGCGCGGGUGUGGCUGGGCACGUUCGAGACUGCCGAGGAGGCAGCGCGGGCGUACGACGCAGCCGCCCUCCGCUUCCGUGGCAGAAGAGCCAAACUCAACUUCCCCGAGAACGUCCGACUGCAGCCGUCGCUCUCCGUCCCGCUUGCGACGUCCAAUUCCCCUGCCACCACGUCGGAUACCAUAACCGAUUACUUGGCGUACACGAGGCUGUUGCAGGGGGGCGAGGAGCACCCGAGGAUCCCUCCGACGAGUCUCUUGGAUCAGUACAUGUACUCCAAUUACGCUUCGCCCAUGUGUUCGACUGUGAACGACGGCAGUUCUUUACCUGCUCCCUCCAUCCCUACCUACUCCUCCGUUGUAUCUUCAUCAUCAACUCCGUACUCUCCAUUCUAUGCUUCGAGCACGACGGAGCAGCAGACGAACUGGAGUGGAGUGUCGGAUAUUCCGGAGACAUCAUGGAUGGGUUCCAGCCAGUUUCCUCCAUCUUCUUCAGGCAGCUGAAGCAGGUCCAUUGGUUCUGCUCCAGUGUUCUUUCUCGCCUUCUUUUCUAUCUUUACACACAGUAGACUCUGUUUCCAUCUUCUUCUUCUUCUUCUUCUUCUUCUUCUUUUCGGAGGCUGAUAGCAAAUAAUCAAUGUAUUUUUCUUAUUUGAAUGGAUUUUCUAAACUUCUUCCAAUAA